AAAUAAGUAGGUGUAUUUCUCAUUUAUUAGCCCACAAAGACUUUUUCCACUGCUUUUUUUUUGCUGUCUCUUUUUACUUCUGUUCCCCUCCAAGUCCACCACUCCAUUUCAAUAAAAAUCUCCAAAAAUUCACACCCAAAUCCUCCUCCACCACCACCGCCGCAGCAUGGAUCCAGCUGAGUUUUUCACCGGAGGAGGCCGGCCGUCGCCGAGGAAAGAGCUUCAGGGUCCACGCCCAGCCCCACUGAAAGUCAACAAAGACUCCCACAAGAUCAGGAAACCGCCGGUAGCACCCCAGCUCCACCACCCACCUCAGCAGCCGCAUCUUCCGCCUCCGGCCGCCGCCAACAACAACCGUCAACCGGUGGUUAUCUACACCGUUUCUCCCAAGGUCAUACACACAACGGUCAAUGACUUCAUGAACUUGGUUCAACGGCUCACCGGCCCAUCUCCCCGUGCCGGAAACACGCCCACCGCGGGCGCCGGGGAUGUAUCUCCGGCUGCCAGGUUAGCUUCUGUAGAAUUAGUAAGCCCAUCGGAAAGAGAAAGGGAGAGACAACAAAGGGCAGCCAAUGAAGCUGACGAUUUGAUGGAGAUUCUUGAAGGGACGAGCUUUGAAACGGGUCAAAUUCCGGGGAUAUUGACGCCGGAACCGGCGACUUUGCCACCUGCAUCGAUUCCGGGACUGUUCUCGCCGGCUCCGGAUCCAUUUUUGAACGGGAGUAACAUGUUUAUCCCUAGCCCAUCAUUUUUACUUUCAUCGCCUUUGAUUUCACCGUCUCUUUCUUCAUCAUAUGAUCUCUUCAACUCAUUCUUUGACCUUUAGCUAGUUUUGCUUUUCCUUUUUAACAAAUUAAUUGAAAUUGCUUUUUUUUACUUAGUCAUGAAUUCUUUUGGCCCAAAAAAAAAGAAGGAAAAAAUCUUCCACCAUUGAAGCAUGAGAUUCAUAGUGUAAAAUCACCAUCUUUUUGGGCAAUUAGACUACAAAGUCAAAGGGGAUUUUUCAGAAACAAGGAUGAAGUUUCGCCAGGAGGAAAAUAAUAAUUGUUUUAUUUUCCCCCCUCUAGAAUUAGAAGCAAAGAAAGUCAAAAAGGACAAGUAGAAAUUUGUAUUGUACAGCUGCUUUAUUGCUCUUGCAACUUGGUGGACCAAAGUGACAGAAAGCUGAGGUUGAGCUAACUUAUUUUCAUCAUCUAAUAGAUGUAGAAGAGUUCAGAUUAUUCUUAUUAUUCUGAAGAGAUUUUUGGUUAGAUUUAGUGUAAGUUUUAGGUGUAUGAAGCGAAAAAACAAGCAGACUUGUUUGAUGUUUCUCUCACUGUAAUGUAGUAGCAAUGAGUUAAGGACUUUGUAAAAUCUGAUGUUACUAUUAGUAUGGAUGGCAAAAACUUGCAUUUCUUUGCUGUAAAUGUACUUUGUUCGUCCCAAAAUCUAACAUUGGACUUAGGUACGUUAGUUUCGUGUUGGAGAGGAAAUCUAACAUGGAUUGAUGAAUUAGUGCUUUUGGAGAAUCCUUCUUCCCUAAAAGAUUCAAGAACUUGAAGCUGUGUGAUAUUUUAUUGAGUUUCUGUAUGUAAUAACUUAAUGCUGCCUACAACAAAUAAAGGUUGGUUGCAUCCAAAAUGGAAGUCGGUUAAAUGUUUUCUGUAUUUUAUUGUUGUGUGAAGGUUGUUUUGAAUCACAUUUGUACUUGUUUUUUGUUGUAUUUUCUGCAACAUGUGCUAAUAUUUUUAAUAGGAGAAAGUCCAUAAUUAUUGGCCAUACCUAAGUUGGCGUUUGGCAACUGUGGACUUUUUGGGCAUCAAAGAGAUGGAAGUGUUAGAAUUUGAUCAAAACGGUAAUCAUUUAUUGGAUUUGGAAGAUUGUUUGGGAAUGAUUGUACCUCUCAAUCUUAGGUGACCUUGUGAUGAUAUUGUUCUUUCUUGAUUAUUGGACUUGCCAAUGAGGAUGCAUUUGCAUUGUUGAUUAGCCCUUCUAAUCACACUCACUUUCUAUUUUUGUCCAUAACAGCUUUUAAACAAUGCAUUUGCAUCAUACAAGC
Oldenlandia corymbosa var. corymbosa is the source of this 2038-nucleotide messenger RNA. The record is from the annotation of a GenBank genome assembly. Lineage: Eukaryota; Viridiplantae; Streptophyta; Magnoliopsida; Gentianales; Rubiaceae.